AUGGGGCUCUACGCCGUGUGCCCGCCGCCAGCACCCGGGCUGUGCGUGGCUCACUUCUGCGGCCCCCAGGGCCUUGGCGUCACAGGCUGGGAGCUGGCUUACUUCCCAGGCCUCUGGGGCCCUUCAGACGGCACCUCAUCCGAGGACCUUCAGGAUACUGAGAGACAUCAAAAGAGGGUCCGAACCAUGUUUAACGUGGAGCAGCUGGAAGAGUUGGAGAAGACGUUUGCCAAACAGCACAAUCUGGUGGGGCAGAAGAGAGCACAACUGGCAGCCCAGCUCAACCUGACAGAGAACCAGGUGAGGGUCUGGUUCCAAAAUCGCAGAGUCAAGUAUCAGAAGCAGCAAAAGCUCAACACGCCGGCCAUGUCUGCUGUGGCUGCCUCCCCGGACGAGCCCUCCAGCAGUUCCGACACCAGAAUCCACAGUGAAGACGCUGAGCCAGGUGUGGACGGCUGACUGGGACAGCCCCGCCACUCGGGCUGUCUGGGCUAGCUCUUCCUGAGGAUACCCACUGGACCUCCCUGCCCACAUCUCAAUGAAGAGCAUCACCAAGGCCAAAGGGCAGGGGAACAGAACUGUCAAGCAGGCCCCCAAAACCCUUUUUUAGUUGACCCUUUGGAGUUUGGAAUAAUGUAAAUGGGCAGUCAUAGACUUUGGCCUUCAGCUAUGUCCUUGGCCAAAUUACUGAAAUUCUGAGCAUUUUUCUCCUGCUGUAUAUUGAUAACAGGCCUUUCAGAGCUGAGACGAUGUCUGGAAAGCACUUCCAGUGUCCCAGGCCCAGUGCUAAGUAACCGUGAAGGCUUACAGACCCCCCUCAUCUGGGGGGAGUAGUCCCUGUCCCCACCCUGCUUCCCAGGGGUUAAUCUUUUCCUGGCCUGGCUGAGGAGAAGAGGUCUCCCUGGAUCAGUGCCUGGACAGAGAAGAAUCUUCCCCACCAGAGUUGGUGGAGGUGAGAGCAAAGAGGAAGAGAAGUAGACCGUUUUGGCCACCUCUCCUUGUCCUUUCCCAGUUUUCUUGUUUGGUCUGAACUUCUACAACCUCAGAGGCCCAGCUGCCUCCUCAGAGCAACAUCCUACACUAACCACCGCCUUGCCUCCAGCUCCCCUCUCCAACUCCACCUCUUGA
Molecule: messenger RNA, 1128 nt
Organism: Tupaia belangeri chinensis (Chinese tree shrew)
Lineage: Eukaryota; Metazoa; Chordata; Mammalia; Scandentia; Tupaiidae
Gene: NOTO
Product: notochord homeobox
Exons: 3
Coding region: 1-459 (152 amino acids)
Biological process (GO): regulation of transcription by RNA polymerase II; central nervous system development; neuron differentiation
Cellular component (GO): nucleus
Molecular function (GO): DNA-binding transcription factor activity, RNA polymerase II-specific; RNA polymerase II cis-regulatory region sequence-specific DNA binding
Source: RefSeq, a predicted model, not a curated record